Lathyrus sativus (Indian pea) is the source of this 1116-nucleotide messenger RNA. NCBI's taxonomy places the organism in Eukaryota, Viridiplantae, Streptophyta, Magnoliopsida, Fabales, Fabaceae. The record is from the annotation of a GenBank genome assembly.
AUGACAAACCAAAAUGUGUUGGGGAAGCAACGCGUGAACGAGAGGCUUAUCGAGAUAGCAAUGUCGUUUUCUAACUCUAAUGUUUUACCGGCAACUGCUGUACCAGAAUUAAUGGCUUUGUUUGAUGAGUUUUUAGCUCAGCAGAAAAACAAUGUCAUACCGCCUCUAGAAGAUGAAAAUGGCAAAAGAACAACAAAGACUAACAAAUGGAUUGAUUCCAUGAGAGCUUCUUCUCCUACCCGAACAAGAAACACUUCCGAGAAUCGCGACCAAAUUCACUGGAAGCUUUUUCAUCCUUCUGCCUUAAACAUGUUUGAUCAAAUAAUGUUGAAAGCAAAUGGAAAACAAAUAGUUGUUUUUCUUGACUAUGAUGGAACUCUCUCCCCAAUUGUUGCAGAUCCAAAUAAAGCUUACAUGACUAAAAAGAUGAGAAUGACAUUGAAGGAUAUAGCAAGACAUUUUCCCACCGCUAUAGUUAGUGGAAGGUGCUUAGAUAAGUUAUUUAGCUUUGUAAGAUUGACAGAAUUAUAUUAUGCUGGAAGUCAUGGAAUGGAUAUAAAAGGACCUACUAAAAAAGGUAGUAACGAUGGGGUACUUUUGCAACCUGCAAGUGAAUUCUUGCCCAUAAUCAAUGAGGUUUAUAAAAUCUUAGUGGAAAAAACAAAGGAUGUUCCCGGAGCUAUGGUUGAAAAUAACAAAUUUUGUUUGUCCGUUCAUUUUCGUUGCGUUGAUGAAAAGAUUUGGGCAGCAUUGGCCGAACAAGUAAGCUUAGUCCUCAAUAAUUACCCAAAUUUAAAGUUAACUCAAGGAAGAAAAGUGUUGGAAAUUAGACCAACCAUAAAAUGGGACAAAGGAAGAGCUCUUGAAUUUUUGUUAGAGUCACUUGGAUUUGCAAAUUCUAACAACGUAUAUCCAAUCUAUAUUGGUGAUGAUCGAACUGACGAAGAUGCUUUUAAGGUUUUAAGCAAUAGAGGCCAAGGGAGUGGGAUUCUUGUAUCCAAAAUUCCAAAAGAAACCAAUGCUUCGUACACUUUGCAAGAUCCAUCUGAGGUUGGAGAAUUUUUGCAGCAUUUGGUUGAAUGGAAAAGAACAAACUCUCAUAGCCACAAGUUGUAG